CGCUGUGAGUACGACACCCACCAGGAAAGCAUCGUGGUCUCCAGGGGAUACACGAACUUUAAAAGGGCCGAGACGCGUUCACAACGAGGCGAGAGUUGGAUUUCACUCGGGCGAGAGAGACAGGAAGAGAGAGAUUCACGCGCACACGGCAGAGAACACAAUAAAUAGAUAGCCAUGCCCAAGCACUUGCCCUCGGUGGACACCCUGGAUAUGGAGAACCGAGACCCCGUCAACAUCAACGAGCACGUUCGAGUGCUCUUCGAGGACGUGUUCGCCGAGCCGGAGGGUUCGCACAGCAUCCCCGGCGUGUGGAGGUGCGCCUUCAGGACCUACAACGGCACCAAGUGGUUCUGCUACCUGCUGCUCUCCGUGCUGUGCGCCGUGCCGCUGUCGUGCUGCUGGGGCUGCGACUUCGCGUGCGCGCAGUUUUCCCACGUGUGGAACGUGACGCCGUGCCUGCGCAUGUGUCGCAUGAACAUGAUCUGCCUGCAGAUGUUCAGCGCCACGUGCAUCCGUUGCUGCCUCGACCCGGUGUGCGAGUCGUGCGCGCUGUGCUUCUCGAAGAUCAAGGUUGAGAAUGUCUAGCCCCGGGCGGCGAGGGCGAGGGUGGAUGUGUGGAUGUCUCGCCCGAGGGUGGUGGUGAGGGUGGAUGGAUGGGUGGAUGUCUCGCCCGAGGGUGGUGGUGAGGGUGGAUGGAUGGGUGGAUGUGUAACCCUGGGGGUGGGGGUGAGGGUGGGUGGGUAGAUGACGGAACGCGUUGCCGUUUGGUAAUAAUUCAAUCAGAGGCGGUAAAGGUGUUUACAUCUGUCUUGAGAAUUUACCCUCUUUAAACUGGCAUCUACCCCCCUCCCCCGCCUAGUUCUGGCCGUUUAACUUGCAGGUUCUGUUUAUUCAAUGGCUUUCCAUGCACGGCGGUGGCGCAUUGUUGGGAUCUACGGAUGAAAUGCGCCACUUUAACAAAUGUAAAUUAUCAUCAGAGUAGCAGCAGCUAUGGGGGGGGAUAAACAAAACACGGUUUAUGGCCCCAAGUAGCUCAGGGGGGGGGGGGGGGGGGUUGGGGGGGGCGUACCCGGAUUGGUGAAUGAAAUUACGAAUGCACCAAAUACAGGGUACUUCAAAUAAAUGUUAACACUUCCGAUAAUUUGCAAGAAUACCACAAGAAAUGUUGUGCCUCCGGGCUCUGGAGACCACCUGGAGAAGAUUCCAGGAAUAUGUUGAUAAUGGUGGCGAACAAGUGGAGACUGUUUGACUUUUUGAAGCUAUUAACAUUACAUGUGUUAUCAUGUUGCAGUGUAUUAUCCGUUAUUUUACCAUUAAAAACGAUAAUCCCCUAUAAGUGGUAAACAUAGUUAAGCACCCUGAACUUACCGCGUGAAUGAAAUUACGAACCCACCAUGCAAUUAUCGCGUGUGUAUCGGCUCAGAUUUGAGAUCACAAAUAAACACUUGAAGCCAA
Molecule: messenger RNA, 1455 nt
Organism: Lethenteron reissneri (Far Eastern brook lamprey)
Lineage: Eukaryota; Metazoa; Chordata; Hyperoartia; Petromyzontiformes; Petromyzontidae
Product: caveolin-3-like
Biological process (GO): caveola assembly
Cellular component (GO): caveola
Molecular function (GO): molecular adaptor activity
Source: RefSeq, a predicted model, not a curated record